Amyelois transitella is the source of this 2303-nucleotide messenger RNA. RefSeq lists its product as uncharacterized. The record is from RefSeq and is a predicted model, not a curated record. The transcript has 2 exons. NCBI's taxonomy places the organism in Eukaryota, Metazoa, Arthropoda, Insecta, Lepidoptera, Pyralidae. The coding region runs from base 220 to 1350 and encodes 376 amino acids.
AUAUAUUAUCUGUGGUGAGGGCAAAACGAUUUGUCUGGAUUGUCUAACAUGGAGAUUGCACUUGAUUAAUUACUUACUAAUAAGUUAACUAAUAAGAAACUAUAAAUAAAUAAGAUUGUUUGAAGCAAUAGCAUUAAAUGUUGUUUCUCUUUACAGAGCAACAACUUGGCAAUUGUUUCACUUAUUACAAAACAACAUUUAAUAUAGCUGUUGUAAACAAUGGAAAAGUUAAAAUUCGAGUUUGUUGUAAAACCGGCUGAAGAUCCAAAAACAAACAUAAUGUGCAUAACCUCAAUUAUGGAUGCAGAUAAAAAUACUUUUUUGAUUCCGGAGCAAUUACAAUCAGUGAAACUACACGAUGUGGUAAUACAGACAAAAAUUUUUCAAAAAGUAAGAACUACACUGCAAAGGAGACAUGAAAAACGACAAGUAUGGAUUUCUGUUACACCGGAGUUACGUGAUGCCUACAUGGAUGAAGAUGGAAACAUGCAAUUUAAAGGUUAUUUACUGGAAGAAGUUACAUCUAUUUCACAAAAGCAGAUUUCUACGGACACGACAACAGAAGCUCUUUCAAGAAUGUUGGCUAAUUUUGCGGAAUCGGAGAAGGAGCCUAAACUGUUCAAUUUAAAGAAGUUAUCUGAAAUGUUUGUAAUCGAUAAAUUUACACAAAAAACGUCCAGUGCAACACAAUGGAUGAUCAUCUUCGAAACUGAAUGUGCUCGUAUGGGUAUAAAUGAUGAUACUCACAAAAUUCAAGGGUUAAGGUUAUUUUUAGAUGAUUCUUGUCAAGAUUGGUAUAGUUCCAUGCUUAUAAAGUAUACAUUGAAUUCUGAAUGGUGUAUUUGGAAAAAGAAUUUUUGUGAAACAUAUAUGAACAAAGGCUGGACGCCGGUAAGAUAUGCUUUUUUAUUUAAGUAUAGGCAGGGAUCGCUACUAGAAUAUGCUUUAAAGAAAGAGAGGCUUUUAUUAGAGACAAAUAAGUCAAUAGAUAAAACCACUUUAAUUAAUUUAAUUGUAACUGGGUUACCUAAUUUUAUAGCUGAUGAAAUUGAUAGAAGUGAUAUAAAGGAAACUGAACAGUUAUUUAAUAGUAUUCGUGGGUUAGAACAUCUAAAUAAAAAAAAAUUUGUAAAUAAGGAAGUACAUGUUGAAAAUAAAAUUAAAGAAAAAUCUUUAAAGGAAAAACCGUGCAAAAUCUGUGAAAAAGAAAAGAAAGGAAUUCGAUAUCAUUCAGAGUCUGUAUGUUGGUUCAGAAAUAAAAAUGAUAAUCAAUAUAAAAAAGAGUCGAUUAAAAGUGUUAAUAAUUCUGAAUUGGAAAUGAGUUUAAAUGAAGUAGAUCCAAAAAACUAAUAAUUCCACCAUUAAUCAAAAUUAAAAUUUUAAUAAAUGAUUCCUUAGAAACAUUGGGAGUUUAUGAUUCAGGAUCAAAUGUUAGUUUAAUUAAUUCCAGAUUAUUAUCCUUAAAAAAUUAUCAUAUCCAUAAUAACUAUAAUAAUCAGGCAAAUUUAAAAACGAUUAAUGGUGUAAAAAAGGCUAUAGGAAUAGUAACAUUAAAAAUUAAGAUUUUUCAGCUAGAGAAAUACAUAAAUGUUUUUGUGGUAGAUAAACAAAAUUUUGAUUACGAUUUUUUGAUUGGGUUAGAUUGCAUAAGAUCUUUUCAACUAAUUCAAAAUGAAAACUUGGAGAUAAAACAAUUCUUAAACAAUGAGAAAAAAAUAAGCAAUGAAAACAUUCCUGGCUUCACAGGUAAUAAAAUUCAAAACAUGCAAUAUUUAGUUAAUGAAAAUAAUGAUAGGAAAAACAUAGGGGAAGAUAAUUUAGUAAUUAAUGAUAAAUAUGAGGUCAAUUUUAACGAACACAUAGAAAUUACAAACUUUAACAUUUCAGUAGAUCAUUUAGAAAUUCAACAACAAUCAGAAAUAGAUGAAUUAAUUAACAAGUAUAAAUCGUUAUUUGCGAAAGAUAAAUACGAUGUAGGUAAAGUGAAGGGCUAUGAGGCACAUAUAGAUUUACUUGUAGAUACAUAUUGUAGCAAAAGACCAUACAGAUGUAAUUUUGAGGAUAAAAAAGAAAUAGAACUACAAGUUUCACAAUUAUUAAAAAAUAAACUAAUUGAAGAAUCAUAUAGUCCCUUUGCAGCCCCUGUAACACUAGCCUAUAAAAAAGAAGAGGGGAGAAAAUCUAGACUAUGCAUAGAUUUUCGUGAUUUGAAUAAAAUAGUAGUUCCUCAAUCGCAACCAUUUCCACUUAUAGAGGAUUUAAUGAUAAAAACAAGGAAUUGUAAAUUUUUUUCAAUUUUAGAU